UAUUAAUUUGAUAAUCUAGAAAUGAAAUAAUGAGUAGGUAGAGAAGUAAAAUUAGAGAAGGUGGCAAGAACAAGGAACAACUCAGUCACCAUGUAUAUAGGCUUAAGCAGCUUAAGAAUUAGAACCCACUUCGUUAUUCCUACUCUCAACCAUAAACCCAAAUCCUCUAUUUUCUCUCUCCUCAAUUCUUCUUUUUCUUCAAUGUCUUACCAAAAGGAGCUUGUUGCUGCCAAGAAAGCUGCUAGUCUUGCUGCCAAACUUUGCCAGAAAGUACAAAAAUCAUUGUUGCAAUCUGAUGUUCAAUCAAAACUGGACAAGAGCCCUGUAACAGUUGCGGAUUAUGGUUCACAAGCUGUUGUUAGUUUUGUUCUUGAACAUGAACUUUCUGCAGAACCAUUUUCUUUGGUGGCCGAGGAGGACUCUGGAGACCUGAGAGAGGAUGGUGCACAAGAUACUUUAGAGCGUAUCAGAGUGCUUGUAAAUGAUACUAUUGCCAGUGAGAGUACAUACAGUGUUUCACCUUUGUCAGCUGAUGGUGUACUUGCUGCUAUCGAUAGUGGUAGAUCUGAAGGUGGUGCUGUAGGUCGGCACUGGGUUUUGGACCCUAUAGAUGGUACUAAAGGGUUUGUGAGGGGGGAUCAGUAUGCAAUAGCAUUAGCAUUGCUAGAUCAAGGAAGAGUAGUCCUUGGGGUCUUGGCUUGUCCAAAUCUUCCUUUAGCACCUCUUGGUGUGCAGAGCUCUGCCGGUCAAACUGGCUGUCUUUUCUCAGCUGUCCUUGGUGAAGGAACCUAUAUGGAAUCACUUGAUGGUUCUUCCCCAGUCAAAGUAAAUGUCAGCCCUACAGAAAAUUCUGAAGAGGCAUCAUUCUUUGAAUCAUAUGAAGCAGCUCAUUCCUCCUUUGAUCUGAGUAGCUCCAUAGCAAAAAAACUUGGUGUCAAAGCACCUCCAGUUAGGAUUGAUAGCCAAGCAAAGUAUGGGGCUUUGAGCAGAGGUGAUGGGGCUAUAUAUUUGCGUUUCCCGAAAGCAGGUUAUCGAGAAAAGAUAUGGGACCAUGCCGCUGGGUCUAUUGUCGUUACAGAAGCUGGAGGUAUCGUUUCAGACGCUGCAGGAAACCCAUUAGAUUUUUCGAAAGGGAAGUAUCUUGACCUGUACAAAGGCAUAAUAGCUUGCAACCAGAAGCUAAUGCCAGCCCUUCUGAAGGCAAUUCAACAGUCCAUAGAGGAGAAGGCUGCAUCCUUGUAGUGCUGCUUUCUCUAAUGUAACAAUAGUGUUUAUCUUCAAUUUGAUGCCCCUUUCUAUUUUACAUAACGAUUAAUGUCAGUUUGACAUACUGUAAAACAACGUACUAGAGUUUUUGGGGAAGAUCGUAGAUGAGAAACUGAAGCAUUUAUAAAAAUUAAUAAAAUGUUGGUCUAUUUUUUUGUUUGCACAA
Molecule: messenger RNA, 1432 nt
Organism: Chenopodium quinoa (quinoa)
Lineage: Eukaryota; Viridiplantae; Streptophyta; Magnoliopsida; Caryophyllales; Amaranthaceae
Product: SAL1 phosphatase-like
Exons: 8
Coding region: 91-1242 (383 amino acids)
Biological process (GO): sulfate assimilation; phosphatidylinositol phosphate biosynthetic process
Molecular function (GO): 3'(2'),5'-bisphosphate nucleotidase activity
Source: RefSeq, a predicted model, not a curated record